Pochonia chlamydosporia 170 is the source of this 1074-nucleotide messenger RNA. Its product is annotated as NADP-dependent alcohol dehydrogenase 6. Lineage: Eukaryota; Fungi; Ascomycota; Sordariomycetes; Hypocreales; Clavicipitaceae. Bases 1 to 1074 code for a protein of 357 amino acids. The transcript is spliced from 4 exons. The record is from RefSeq and is a predicted model, not a curated record. Gene Ontology annotation, biological process: alcohol metabolic process. Gene Ontology annotation, molecular function: alcohol dehydrogenase (NADP+) activity; zinc ion binding.
AUGUAUCCCAACACUUUUGAAGGCUUUGCUAUUCCAUCAGCCAAAGAAUGGAAUAGUCCAAAACGAUACGAGUUUAAGCCAAAACCAUUUGGAGACCACGACGUCGACGUCAAGAUCAUCGCAUGCGGUGUCUGCGGUUCAGACGUACACACCGCAACUGGUGGAUGGGGAAACAAAAUUUGGCCCGUGAUUCCCGGACACGAAAUCAUCGGCUAUGCCACGAAGGUCGGGCCCAAGGUCACGGCAAUCAAGGUCGGACAGCGUGUUGGCGUUGGUGCCCAGAUAUCCGCAUGCCUCGACUGCGACACUUGCAAGAAUGACAAUGAAACAUACUGCAAGAAACAGCAAGAUACAUACGCCUCAGUCUACCCGGACGGCACCAUCGCUCAUGGUGGCUACUCAUCCCACAUCCGCGCCCACGAGCACUUCACGUUCCCUAUUCCAGAGGGUCUGCAAACGGAACUUGUUGCGCCUAUGCUUUGCGCGGGAUUAACUGCCUACUCGCCACUGGUUCGAAACGGAGUCGGACCAGGCAAGAAAGUUGGAAUUCUUGGAAUCGGCGGUAUUGGACACUUUGGCAUUCUUUUCGCCAAGGCUCUCGGCGCAACUACCUACGCCAUUUCCCGGUCGCGCUCAAAGGAAGCCGAUGCUCGGAAAAUGGGAGCGGAUGGCUUCAUUGCCACCAAGGAACAAAAUUGGGCAGAGGCUCACGAGAUGACGUUUGACUUUAUUCUUUCCACCACAUCCUCGGAUGAGGGGUUUGAUCUUGCGCCUUAUUUGUCACUUCUCAAGACUCACGGGCGCUUUAUUGCGGUUGGACUCCCUGAGGGAGAGGGCUGGAAGGUUCGUCCUCAGAGUUUGCUGGCGAAUGGGUGCUUGAUUGGUAGUAGUCACUUGGGAAGUCGAAAGGAAACGUUGGAGAUGCUAAAGUUGGCGGAUGAGAAGCAGAUUAAGAGUUGGGUUGAGACAAUCCCUGUUGGAGAGGAGGGUGUAAAGGAGGCUUUGGAGAGAGUUCAUAAUGGAAAUGUGAGGUAUCGGUUUACCUUGGUGGACUAUGAUCAACAGUUCCAGUGA